AUGGAGCGGCUGCGGCAGAAGGUGGCUGGCCUGCACACCUGCGCUGAGGAGUACACGGAACAGUGGCAGCAGCAGCACGUCCGCCUGCUGGCACUUCUGGGCAACGCGCAGGCAAUCCUGGGCAGGCUGCCGGUUCUGGCCAACCGUGCCAGCUAUGGCGUCUUGGCGGAGGUGGAGGGAUACACUGAGCGGCUGCAGGCACAGCAAGUGGGGGCACUCGAGGGCCUUCUCAGCAAGUGUCACGAUGCAAUGGCCUCCCUCCGCGCAUGUGCGCAGGGCCUGUCCCGCUGCGCCCGCGACGCGCAGCGCCAGGUGGCGUCCCAGCGGCCUCAGCUGACAGUGCAGCAGCUGGUGGGCCACAGCGGCUGCGAGGCGUCGCUGCAAAGCUGCAUUGAUGGGCUGCGCCAGGUGGCCCAAAUGUACGAGGACGAGUAUCGCUUGAUCGAGGCUGCGGUCCCGCGCUUCUCUUACGGCGCUGCCCCCGGCGAGCUGGCCGCCACUGCGGCCCUUCUGGGCGACCAGCCCAGCGUGCAGCACGCCACAAUAAGCGAAAUCCUCGAAAAAGGUCGGCUGACGUCAACUGGGGAGCGACGUUCGUAGUGGAGGCGCGACACUGACCUCGCGCGGGGGGGAUCUUCCGCCGCCCAAGCACGGCCAUGCUGUGCCAUCGGACUGGCCACCACAGCAAGUUGCCUGCUUGCCAUUGGUGCAUGCCGCUCGAUGGGCGGACUGCCACGUCGGAUUCGCGCAGCAGCUCCGGACCCGCGUGCAUGCCCAGGCCGUCCACACUGCUCGGUGUUGGGCUGGAGCGAGUCACUGCGCGAAUACGACGGGUUGACUGCCAGCUCAGACAAUCUCUGAAUUUGCUUCGGCCAAGGGACUGGAGCAAUUACAACCCACCAACUCUUCCUGUAGUCGGACGGCCAGGAGGCCGGUUGUGGAGCACGAAUGCAUGGCUGUUGCGCGCUUUCCGAGGGCCGCCCGUAUGUGCACAUGACGCUUGUUAUUGCACCGAGUCCUGAAGGCCGGCUUCUUGCGGAUUUGUUGACUAGCCCAUCAAAGUAGUCAACUGCUCAAUCCUCUGAAAGUGCCGACACGGCCCACUGGCCACUGUCAACAGAAUGUUUGGUCCUAGCCGGUUGAUUUGAC
Messenger RNA from Klebsormidium nitens, 1149 nucleotides. The record is from the annotation of a GenBank genome assembly. Lineage: Eukaryota; Viridiplantae; Streptophyta; Klebsormidiophyceae; Klebsormidiales; Klebsormidiaceae.